Molecule: messenger RNA, 1185 nt
Organism: Nerophis lumbriciformis (worm pipefish)
Lineage: Eukaryota; Metazoa; Chordata; Actinopteri; Syngnathiformes; Syngnathidae
Source: RefSeq, a predicted model, not a curated record
UACAUGCUGCCGCUAGGCGACAUCAUACGCAAAUACGGUGUUAGCUUUCAUUGCUAUGCUGAUGACACCCAACUCUACAUGCCCCUAAAGCUGACCAACACGCCGGAUUGUAGUCAGCUGGAGGCGUGUCUUAAUGAAAUUAAACAAUGGAUGUCCGCUAACUUCUUGCAACUCAACGCCAAGAAAACGGAAAUGCUGAUUAUCGGUCCUGCUAAACACCGACAUUUAUUUAAUAAUACCACCUUAACAUUUGACAACCAAACAAUUACACAAGGCGAAUCAGUAAAGAAUCUGGGUAUUAUCUUUGACCCAACUCUCUCGUUUGAAUCACAUAUUAAGAGUGUUACUAAAACGGCCUUCUUUCAUCUCCGUAAUAUCGCUAAAAUUCGUUCUAUUUUAUCCACUAGCGACGCUGAGAUCAUUAUUCAUGCGUUCGUUACGUCUCGUCUCGACUACUGUAACGUAUUAUUUUCGGGUCUCCCUAUGUCUAGCAUUAAAAAAUUACAGUUGGUACAAAAUGCGGCUGCUAGACUUUUGACAAGAACAAGAAAGUUUGAUCAUAUUACGCCUAUACUGGCUCACCUGCACUGGCUUCCUGUGCACUUAAGAAGUGACUUUAAGGUUUUACUACUUACGUAUAAAAUACUACACGGUCUAGCUCCGUCCUAUCUUGUCGAUUGCAUUGUACCAUAUGUCCCGGCAAGAAAUCUGCGUUCAAAGAACUCCGGCUUAUUAGUGAUUCCCAGAGCCCAAAAAAAGUCUGCGGGCUAUAGAGCGUUUUCUAUUCGGGCUCCAGUACUAUGGAAUGCCCUCCCGGUAACAAUUAGAGAUGCUACCUCAGUAGAAGCAUUUAAGUCCCAUCUUAAAACUCAUUUGUAUACUCUAGCCUUUAAGGGUGGAAGCAAGGGAACUUAUAGUUCUAGAGAGCAGCAAAGACGGCAGAUAAAAAUCACGUUAAAGCCUCAUUUAUCCUCGACAAGGACGAGUCGGGACAGAUGUGUGCUGCUGUUGGAGUCCGACAGACUGUCGGUGCGCACCCGGGCUGCCCUCAUGCAGGAUGAAGCGCGCUGCGAGACUGUCUGGCAGCUACAAAGUGGAGCAGCGCCCUCUGGCGGUGACGCCCUCAACGUUCCUAGUUCAGGGCUUGGAUCAGGCAUUUACAGGAAACUUUGGCUGUUGUUUUAA